AUGAAGAUCUCGCUCAAGCAAGUGAGUUUCGUGAUGCUCGUGGUGCAGAACACGGCGCUGUCCAUCACGUCCAAGUACUCGCGCGCUCAAGCAGGACCCAAGUACCGCCCAAGCUCCGUCGUCCUGCUUGUCGAGAUGUUUAAGUUUCUCUUGUGCUGUCUUAUGUUGCUCAAGCUCAAGCGCGGAAACGUCAAGGCGUCGAUACGCACGUUGCAACUGGAAGUCUUUGCCGACACGAGGGGACUCGCGAAGAUGGCGGUGCUCGCGUUCCUCUACGCACUGCAGAACAUGUUUGCGCUCAUUGCGUACGACUACGUGGACGUGACGACGUACCAGAUCGUGUACCAGCUGAAGGUCAUUACGACCGCCAUUUUCAUGAUUGUGCUGCUGCACCGGCGCUUUAGCUUUGUGCAGUGGUGUGCCAUGGUGGCGCUUAUGGCUGGCGUCACCAUCUGUUCGUACUCGCGACUCCCGAGUGGAUCAACGCACGCGGACAAAGUGAACAGCAACAGCGACCACCAGGUUAUUGGCAUUUGUAUCAUGGUUGGACUAGCAAUCAACUCGGGACUUGCUGCCGCUUACUUUGAGCGCGUCAUGAAAUCACACAAGGCCGUGGCGGCACAGCGGACGCUGGACGCGCUCUGGACGCGAAAUUUGCAGCUUUCGGCCAUCUCUGUAGGCGUCGCUGCUGUGGACGUCGUGCGCAAUAUCAGCGAAGUGUAUACGAACGGACUCUUCCAUGGCUUCCACCCAGCGGUCUUUGCCGUCAUAUUUCUCCAGGCCGUCGGUGGGCUCACGAUUGCAGCUGUCGUGCGCUACUCGGACAACAUUGUCAAGAACUUUGGCACGUCCUUCUCGCUCAUCUUCUCAUGCAUCAUCUCCAAUUACAUGUUUGACCAGACGGCCACGACCUCUUUCUACUUUGGCGUCUUGCUGGUCGUCGUCUCAGUGUUUGUCUACGGAGACAGCAGGUUUGCCAUCAAACCCGUUGCCAAGAAGGAGCAUCGAUCUCCGGCGGCAGAUGAUGUUGUCAUUGACACGAGAGGCUCGCAGACAAUACAGCAGGGACACCGGCACUUUGUUACACGAACGUUGCAGACGUUCAAUGUGCUGUGCGGGUAG
Hyaloperonospora brassicae is the source of this 1122-nucleotide messenger RNA. Lineage: Eukaryota; Oomycota; Peronosporomycetes; Peronosporales; Peronosporaceae. The record is from the annotation of a GenBank genome assembly.